This is a messenger RNA of Epinephelus lanceolatus (giant grouper), 7137 nucleotides long. Lineage: Eukaryota; Metazoa; Chordata; Actinopteri; Perciformes; Serranidae. The record is from RefSeq and is a predicted model, not a curated record.
CAUCGUCAGCAUCAGUUUGAAGUCAAAUCUGACAGCCGCUGCCUUGCCCGGUCCUUUUUCCGUCUCUCUCACUCUCCGGUGGUCAUCCCGGCUCGUUUACGAGUUGAGUCGGGACUGUGGGAGCGCGUCUGAUCGCUGUCUUCAACUUGGGGUGAAGAAAGACACGGGAAACUCCUCGGGAUUCUCCGUACACCGAGCUCUGAUCUGGAUAUUCUGUUUGACGUGUUGAAGUGCUUCUUAAGGAGAAUUCUGGGGAGAUUUCUUACUCUUUCAUUCCUCAAGGAUGAAGCAGCACAGUGGACCUGUGUACUGAAACAGCUCCCACUUUUAAACUUCAUGUUCCAGGAUGAACCAUGAGCAAAGGUUGUGAGGGCCUGUUUCUAUCGUCCUGUUGUGCAGUGAGGCAGUGAGCUCACGGUGGAUACAGCAUGCAUGUGUCGACAUAUCCCAUGAUGCACUGUGCCAGUCCAGGCCUGCUCCUCCUCAGCUUCCUCUUCCUCGCUGAUGCUGACUCACCCCCUAGGUUUACACGAACCCCAGAAGAUCAAACAGGAGUCCAGGGCGGCGUGGCCUCCUUUGUAUGCCAGGCCACUGGAGAUCCACAGCCCAAGAUUGUCUGGAACAAGAAAGGCAAAAAAGUCAGCAACCAGAGAUUUGAGGUAAUAGAGUUUGACGACGGGUCCGGCUCGGUCCUGAGGAUCCAGCCACUGAGGACCCCCAGGGACGAGGCUAUUUACGAAUGUCACGCCUCCAACUCUGCAGGAGAGAUCACUGCCUCCACCAGACUAAGUGUGCUACGAGAGGACCAGCUGCCCUCGGGGUUCCCCACCAUAGACAUGGGUCCCCAGCUGAAAGUGGUGGAGCGUUCUCGGACCGCCACCAUGCUCUGUGCUGCUAGCGGCAACCCUGACCCAGAAAUUACCUGGUUCAAGGAUUUCCUGCCGGUCAACACGUCCAAUAACAACGGACGAAUCAAGCAGCUCCGCUCAGAGUCCUUUGGUGGCACGCCCAUACGAGGUGCCCUCCAGAUAGAGAUGAGUGAGGAGUCAGACCAGGGGAAGUAUGAGUGUGUUGCCACCAACAGCGAUGGGACACGCUAUUCCACACCAGCUAACCUCUAUGUCAGAGAGCUGCGAGAAGUACGUCGUGUCCCCCCUCGCUUCUCUAUCCCCCCGGCAGACAGCGAGAUCAUGCCAGGGGGGAACGUCAACAUCACCUGCGUGGCUGUGGGCUCCCCUAUGCCAUACGUGAAGUGGAUGCUUGGAGCGGAAGACCUGACGCCCGAGGAUGACAUGCCCAUCGGCCGCAACGUCCUGGAACUGACUGACGUACGCCAGUCCAACAAUUACACGUGUGUCGCAAUGUCGACACUCGGCGUGAUUGAGGCUGUAGCACAGAUUAUUGUAAAAGCUCUGCCGAAGGCCCCUGGUACCCCUGUGGUGACGGAGAGAACUGCAACAAGCAUUACACUCACCUGGGAUUCUGGCAACCCUGAGCCAGUCUCCUACUAUAUCAUACAGCACCGUGCCAAAGGGUCAGAAGAUCCCUAUAAAGAGAUCGAUGGCAUCGCCACAACACGCUACAGUGUGGGCGGCCUCAGCCCAUAUUCCCACUACGACUUUCGGGUGGCGGCUGUUAACACCAUCGGUCAGGGCCCCUCCAGCGAGGUGGUGGAGGCCCGCACAGCCGAGCAAGCCCCCUCUUCGCCUCCUCGACAGGUCAGAGGUCGUAUGCUGAGCACCACAACAGCAAUCAUCCACUGGGAUGAACCAGAGGAACCUAACGGACAGGUGGUGGGCUACAGAGUCUACUACACCUCAGACAACACGCUGCCAGUCAACCAGUGGGAAAAGCAGAUGGUGCGAAGUGCCAACUUUAUCACCAUCCAGGGUUUGACUCCUAACAAGACGUAUUAUAUCAGAGUUCUUGCCUUCACGUCAGUAGGAGAUGGACCCCUGUCCCAGGACCUGCAGAUUAUAGCCAAGACUGGAGUUCCAUCACAACCUUCAGAAUUUAAGGGUGAGGCCAAAUCUGAGACUAGUAUCCUGUUGUCCUGGGUGGCCCCGCCCCAGGGUGGCCCCGACAACCAGAUCACAGGAUAUGAGCUGGUCUACCGACGAGCUGAUGACACAGAGGAGAAGAAAGUGAGCUUUGAGCCGACCACCUCCUACCUGCUGAAGAACCUGAAGCCUUUCUCCACCUACACCUUUCAGCUGGCUGCCAGGAGCAAGCACGGAAUCGGGGCAUAUACCAACGAAGUGUCCAUCGACACGCCGCAGACGCUUCCUUCAGCACCUCCCCAGGACAUCACAUGCACCAGUCCCAGUUCUACCAGCAUCCUGGUAAGUUGGGCUCCACCUCCUCUGGAGUUUCAGAACGGCAUCAUUACAGGAUACUCCAUCCAGUACGCCAACACCGAGGGCAUCAAAGUGUCUAAAAGAAUUGAUGGAAUUCCUCCGGAAAGUUCUCCGUAUCUACUGGAAAACCUGGAGAAAUGGACUGAGUAUGGCAUAACGAUACGGGCACAGACGGAAGCUGGGGAUGGACCGGAGAGUUUACAGCUGCUAAUCCGCACAGAGGAAGAUGUUCCAAGCGGUCCUCCGCGAGGGGUGGAGGCAGAGACUGUGAACGCCUCGGCCGUUAGGGUGAAAUGGCGAGCGCCGGCGCCUGAACGGCAGCACGGUCAGAUCCGAGGUUACCAAGUCCACUAUGUGAGGAUGAACUACGGAGAACCUCAGGGUCAGCCGUUCAUCAAGGACAUCCUCACAGAGGACUCUCAGUGGGAAAACAAUGACUCAGCUGAAUAUGAGGUGGUUCUUGGGGACCUGAAGGCAGACACUUCCUACUCUGUAUCAGUGGGGGCUUACACUGCCAAGGGCGAUGGUGCUCGCAGCAAACCGGUUACAGUCUGUAGCGCCCUGCCACUGCCUGAGAAGCCCAAACUGACGGUGACUGCCACUGAUUCAGGUACUGCUCUGCUUCAGUGGUACCCACCUCCCAACCCCCCCACCCCACUCCUGGGGUACCGCCUCACCUUUGGCCGCGUCGACGUCCUUCCCUUCACGGUGGUGGAGUUCCCCACCAAAGAGAACCGCUACACUGCUCAGGACAUCCACAAGGGAGCUAACUACGUGUUCAGACUCUCCUCCCGUAACAAAAUGGGCUACGGAGAGGAGGCUGUAAAGGAGGUGACUACUCCCGAAGACGCCCCAAGUGGAUACCCAGAAAAUAUUAUCUUAGAGGAGGCGUCUGCCACGUCCCUCCGGUUGGUGUGGAAAUCAGUCCCACUAAUUGAGCAAAAUGGGAAAAUUCUGAAGUACUCAGUCCUGUACAAGGACAUAAACAGCAGAGGGAAUGCCUCAGAAGUUGUGGUGCCCACUCCAGGGUCCAGUGUUUUGUUGGAGGGUCUGAGUGCAGAUACUGUGUACGAUGUCAGGUUGCGCGCAAACACAGCUGUCGGCCCUGGGCCGUACAGCCCCAGUGUCCAGUUUAGGACGCAGCGGCUAGACCAAGUUUUUGCCACCAACUUCAGAGUAAAGGCUGCCAUGAAGAACUCCGUUCUGCUGUCUUGGGAGAUCCGAGACAAGAACCCUGCCCAGCCGUUCACCAUCCUGUAUGGAAAGGGCCAGUCUGUGGAGGUGGAUGGAAAGCAGACUCAGAAGCUGAUCACGGGCCUCGAGCCAGACACCCAGUACUCCUUUCUGCUCACCAACCGGGCCAACAGUGCCGGGGGUCUGCAGCACCGCGUCACCGCCACCACCGCCCCUGACAUCCUAAAAAGCAAACCCACAAUAGUGGGAAAGACCAACGCAGACGGGAUGGUGACUGUGCAGCUACCGACUGUGCAGACCACAGCCAAAGUCAGGGGUUACUACAUCGUGGUGGUGCCACUGAAGAAGCAAAGAGUAGGAAAGUUCCAGAAUCCGUGGGAGGAGCCCGACCAGAUGAACCUGGAUGAGCUCCUGAAAGAGAUCAACAGGACCAGCGUGAGUCGUGCCCUCCGCAUCCGCAGACAGGCUGGCCAGUCAGAUCCUAAGGCCUAUGUCUCUGCUCACUUCAAGUUCCUCCCCAUGGAGUUCACACUAGGGGAUGGUCGAAACUACGGUGACUUCCACAACCGUCGUCUGCAGAACGGACAGGAGUAUGUUGUCUUCGUGCUUGCGCUGCUUGACCUCUCUGAGAAUACUAUGUACGCCACUAGUCCUUAUUCUGAUCCCGUGACCUCAUCGGAUGUCGAUCCUCAGCCAAUCGUCGACGAGGAAGAGGGUCUGCUGUGGGUGGUGGGGCCUGUGCUGGCUGUCAUCUUCAUCGUCUGCAUCGUCAUCGCCAUCCUCCUCUUCAAGAGCAAACCUGACAGGAAAAGGGCCGAGGCUGAAGGCAGGAAGGGCAGCUUCCCCUGCAGCAAAGCCAUGUCAUCUCACCAUCCCACUGAUCCUGUGGAGCUACGCAGAAUCAACUUCCAGACUCCAGCCUACCGUGUAUCAGUGUACCGCGGUUAUCGCCGUUUGUCAAGCAUGGCAAGUCACCCGCCCGUCCCCAUCUCUGAGCUGGCAGAUCACACUGAGCGCCUCAAGGCAAACGACAAUCUCAAGUUCUCUCAAGAGUACGAGUCCAUCGACCCCGGUCAGCAGUUCACAUGGGAGAACUCCAACUUGGAGGUCAACAAACCAAAGAACCGCUAUGCUAACGUCAUUGCCUAUGAUCACUCCAGGGUCAUACUCUCCAGCAUUGAGGGUGUCCCAGGCAGUGACUACAUCAACGCUAACUAUAUUGAUGGCUACCGCCGUCAGAAUGCCUAUAUCGCCACUCAGGGACCCCUCCCUGAGACUUUCGGGGAAUUCUGGAGGAUGGUUUGGGAGCAGCACACGGCCAACAUUAUCAUGAUGACCAAACUGGAAGAGAAGUCACGGAUGCCCUCUUAUUUCUUCUCUAAGGUGAAGUGCGAUCAGUACUGGCCAACACGGGGCACAGAGACCUACGGCCUCAUCCAGGUCACUCUGCUGGAUACAGUGGAGCUGGCCACCUACUCUGUCAGGACCUUCGCUCUCUACAAGAGUGGCUCCAAUGAAAAGCGUGAGGUUCGUCACUUCCAGUUCACCGCCUGGCCAGACCACGGGGUGCCUGAACACCCCACUCCCUUCCUGGCCUUCCUACGCAGGGUCAAGGCCUGCAACCCUCCAGACGCGGGUCCCAUGGCUGUCCAUUGCAGUGCCGGAGUGGGUCGCACAGGCUGCUUCAUUGUGAUCGACGCCAUGGCGGAGCGGAUCAAACACGAGAAGACCAUCGACAUCUACGGCCACGUCACGCUGAUGCGCUCCCAGAGGAACUACAUGGUCCAGACAGAGGACCAGUACAUCUUCAUUCAUGAUGCACUACUGGAGGCUGUGACCUGCGGGAACACCGAGGUCCCCGCAAGGAACCUGUACUCCUAUAUCCAGAGGCUGACGCAGAUUGAACCGGGGGAGAAUGUCACUGGCAUGGAGCUGGAGUUCAAGCGUCUGGCCAGUGCCAAGGCUCACACAUCACGGUUCGUGAGUGCCAACCUGCCAUGCAACAAGUUCAAGAACCGGCUGGUGAACAUCAUGCCCUAUGAGACCACGCGCGUGUGUCUGCAGCCAAUCAGAGGAGUGGAGGGGUCUGACUACAUCAACGCCAGCUUCAUUGAUGGAUACAGGCAGCAGAAGGCCUACAUAGCAACUCAAGGCCCGCUGGCUGAAACCACAGAGGACUACUGGAGGAUGCUGUGGGAACACAACUCCACCAUAGUUGUCAUGCUAACCAAACUGAGAGAAAUGGGACGGGAGAAGUGUCACCAGUACUGGCCUGCAGAGCGCUCAGCCAGGUACCAGUACUUUGUGGUGGAUCCCAUGGCUGAGUACAACAUGCCCCAGUACAUCCUCCGAGAAUUCAAAGUCACUGAUGCCAGGGACGGCCAGUCACGGACAGUUCGUCAGUUCCAGUUCACUGAUUGGCCAGAGCAAGGAGUGCCAAAGUCAGGGGAGGGAUUCAUUGAUUUCAUUGGCCAGGUGCACAAAACUAAAGAACAGUUUGGCCAGGAUGGGCCAAUUACUGUGCACUGCAGUGCUGGGGUAGGGAGGACUGGUGUGUUCAUCACCCUCAGCAUCGUGCUGGAGAGGAUGAGGUACGAGGGAGUGGUGGACAUCUUCCAGACUGUCAAGAUGCUGCGCACCCAGAGACCUGCCACCGUUCAGACAGAGGACCAGUACCAGUUCUGCUACCGGGCCAGUCUGGAGUAUCUGGGAAGCUUUGAUCACUAUGCAACAUAAACCCAAGUGGCCGUCUCUCAUGCCACAUCCCACCUAGUACACUUCUCUUGGGUCACAUGAGGCCUGAAUUAAUGCACUAGGCUGCGAUGUGUCCUUGAAGAUUUUUGCCGCCACAUGCAGAGUGAAGGGGGACCAUCGGCUUAACCCGUACCCAGAAACAGCACCUCUAACUGAGCCAUAGCAACCUGCUUGACAAGGGUGUUUCCUUCCACCCUCAGCCCAAACACACCCAUUGGUCAGUCUGAAGAAGCAACUUCAACCACUGGUCCAAUCAGAAUACUUGAUCAGAUAUUGAUUUUUUAUUCGUUUCAGUGCUUUUGUGAGCACCCAGAUUGCUUUACAUUGUUUGGGUGUGGAACUUCUCACCUCGUCCACCACCAGUGUAGCAUCACCAACCUAAAUACAGGACCCGGCUACAGUAUUUAGCUGUCACAGGAAAUUUAGAUUUUUUCUAUCGUGAGGACUGUCUAGAAGGAGUCUACAAAUCCAUCUUAUGGAAGCCUCGUGGACUGAAAGAACUGGGACUUUUGAGCACCAGGGAAUUGCCAACAGGAGACUGAAAACACAGAGCACACAGUAUUAAAAAGACAAAGAACACACAUCCCAAAAAAAGACACCAAGAAGUGUUUUUUUUUCUGUUAUUGUUUUGGAAACAGACUCUCGUUUCCUGUGAAUGAAAAAAAGAAGAUCUUUCUACCAUACAGUAAUAAAAACCACCAGUUCAACCUUAUGCUUCACGAUUUAAGAUAAGGGAAACUUGAGAGAGGUUUAAAAUGCAUACCACAAAGUAAAACAUUCAUUUAGUUUUUUAGAAAAAAAAAAUAGAUAUAUGACUAUCUUGUUUUUUAAA